AUGGCUCAAGGCUCAUCUCAGUCCCAAGCGACGUCGUCUUCCACGACCUCACACCUCAGCGUCAUGGCUCCUGGUGGUUCAGUUGUUGCCACAACUGGAAUGCGCAGCCGUCGUAUCGAUGAAGGGGGCAACUCCAGCUCCGGAGGCAUGGGCGGCAGCGACGGUGGCUUUGGUGCAAAAAACAACAUACUCAGGUUCUACACCGACGACGCUCCUGGCUUGAAGAUCUCCCCCACCGUCAUGCUCUUCAUGAGCCUCUACUUCAUCGGCUUUGUCACUACCCUCCACGUAUUCAGCAAGCUCUACCUCCACCGAUCCACCGGCGGAGCUUAA
This is a messenger RNA of Rosa chinensis, 333 nucleotides long. Its product is annotated as protein transport protein Sec61 subunit beta. The record is from RefSeq and is a predicted model, not a curated record. The transcript has a single exon. NCBI's taxonomy places the organism in Eukaryota, Viridiplantae, Streptophyta, Magnoliopsida, Rosales, Rosaceae. Gene Ontology annotation, biological process: intracellular protein transport. Gene Ontology annotation, cellular component: Sec61 translocon complex. The coding region runs from base 1 to 333 and encodes 110 amino acids.